GAUUGUAAACUCCCAAAAUGAGUUAAUCUUAUGGAGUCCCAGAAUUUCAUUCUUAGAGAUCUCUGAGGUGAGUCUGGUUAAAAUUGGCCAGAGCCUUGCCGCAAUGCUUCGUGGAUCUAUGCAGGCACUGGACUGGGGAAGAGACAACUUUCACUUAGAACCACUCCACAUUUUCCAACUUCAAUAAACGCCACCAACACGCCAAUUCAAUAUAUUUUGUACCCGAAGUGUAUCCUCGAAAACUCAUAACGGGUAGAUAACUGCAAUGGGAUACGACUUCCUCGUCCCAACAUGUUGACUUCGUGCCAUUUCUUUCCGAGGGUACUCUUUGUCUUCGGCCACUAGGACAUUGUCCUGCUAUAGAUUGCAGUGCCAAACCAGCCCAGCUUCUCUUCGGUAUGACAUGAUUCAAGAUGAUUGACUCUUUUCUGGGUUUUAUUCGGUGUAAGAUAAGCAAAUAUCAGGUGUUCAGCAGGUGGCUUACACAAGUGCGGCCAGGUGAAUUAAAUACAGAAGGUGUAUUGCUACUUCAUUGUGCAUACUUGCAUCUUGAUCACUCUUUAUUAGCGAGUUACGAGCGACUAUCAAGCGCCGGGAAUUCUCAGAAGUUCAUUCUGCGGGAACAAAGUAGCUUGCAGCCCAAUCAGAGAAAGACGGAACUUUUACUACAAUCACAGCAGGGGUCAUGAAGAUAUAAGGAAGACUUGUGAUUUACUAGAUCUCUUUAUGAUUGCGGACAAUAGUGCUGGAAGUGCGAUACGGUUUCAUUCAAAAGAGCUGCAUGUCGCGGCUGGACAUGCAGGCUUUCUCCAAAACAGGAAUAUCUCCGCGUACAUUAUGCACUUAUCGUAUGUGUUGCAUCACAUACGCACACUUUUCCUCUCAUGAAUUGUACAGUUAAUCGUGCUUUUGCUUACCUCUGGCUUUGUAAUGAUGGUUGUAUUUUUUUUAGUUUCGCA
Molecule: messenger RNA, 959 nt
Organism: Botrytis cinerea B05.10
Lineage: Eukaryota; Fungi; Ascomycota; Leotiomycetes; Helotiales; Sclerotiniaceae
Exons: 3
Coding region: 414-689 (91 amino acids)
Source: RefSeq, a predicted model, not a curated record